Messenger RNA from Suillus discolor, 705 nucleotides. Its product is annotated as phosphoglycerate mutase-like protein. NCBI's taxonomy places the organism in Eukaryota, Fungi, Basidiomycota, Agaricomycetes, Boletales, Suillaceae. Gene Ontology annotation, cellular component: cytosol. The coding region runs from base 1 to 705 and encodes 234 amino acids. Gene Ontology annotation, biological process: negative regulation of programmed cell death; regulation of pentose-phosphate shunt; positive regulation of DNA repair. The transcript has 3 exons. The record is from RefSeq and is a predicted model, not a curated record. Gene Ontology annotation, molecular function: fructose-2,6-bisphosphate 2-phosphatase activity.
AUGACCAUCCUUGCUCGGGUGUUUGUUGUGAGACACGGAGAGACGGACUCAAAUCGCAACAGAAUCAUUCAGGGUCAACUGGAUACACAGCUCAAUGCCACUGGUCUUGCACAAGCUGCGGUGACUGCGGAGGCGCUCAAAUCUGUUUCCUUCGACAAAGCUUUUACGAGUGAUCUUCAGCGAGCUUCUAAGACUGCCGAAAGGAUUCUCCAGUACCACACUGGCAUCGAGUUAGUCAAAGACAGCGCGUUGCGAGAAAGGUUUAUGGGCGAGAUGCAAGGCAAGAAGGGGCCAGUCGACAUGAAAGAAAUAAGUGACCUGUCCUCGAUAGAGACAGACGAAGCUUUUGCUCAACGUUGCAUCGCUUGGUAUAACCGGGUGUUAAUACCGUACAUCUCCGUCACCAAACCCGACGUCUCAGGGGGCCAAUGUCGGAACAUACUCGUUCUAUCGCACGGGGCGUUUAUAGCUACGCUCUUUCGCAUCAUGAUCUACAGCAACCAUGUUACGUGUCCCGCAGAGUUGAAGAUUGGAAGCCUUCCUACAUUGGGCAAUACCAGUAUAUCUGUCGUAGAAUACAGGAUAGUUUCGAGAGGGAAGCGUAGAGAGGUGGAAGCUGACAUAUUGAAGUACGGAGAUAUUUCCCACUUGCGUGGACUGCAUGUGAUGGAAGAAAACGCUGAUGUAUUAGUCGAUCAAUCAUAA